AUGAUCCCCCCCAAGGAGAAGACCAGGGCCCCCAAGGACAGCAUGACGCUCCUGCCCUGCUUCUACUUCGUGGAGCUGCCCAUUGUGGCCUCCUCCAUCGUCACCCUCUACUUCCUGGAGCUAACAGACCUCUUCAAGCCAGCCAAGGUGGGCUUCCAGUGCCACGACCGGGCACUCUCCAUGCCCUACGUGGAGACCAACGAGGAGCUCAUCCCUCUGCUGAUGCUGCUCAGCUUGGCCUUCGCCGCGCCCGCUGCCUCGAUCAUGGUCGGGGAGGGGAUUGUGUACUGCCUGCAGUCGCGGCUGAAGGGACGCGCCGGGGCCGAGGGCAGCAUCAACGCCGGCGGCUGCAACUUCAACUCCUUCCUGCGCCGCACCGUAAGGUUUGUGGGGGUCCACGUGUUCGGGCUCUGUGCCACAGCCCUGGUGACAGACGUUAUCCAGCUGGCCACCGGCUACCACGCGCCCUUCUUCCUGACCGUCUGCAAGCCCAACUACACCCUGCUGGGCACCCCCUGUGAUGCCAACCCCUACAUCACCCAGGACAUCUGCUCGGGCACGGACAAGCAUGCCAUCCUCUCUGCCCGGAAGACUUUCCCAUCCCAGCAUGCCACGCUCUCGGCUUUCGCUGCUGUCUACGUGUCGGUGAGUUCCUGUUCUCAUGCACCCCAGAGCUCGCUGUAUUGCCAGGGGAAGGGGGAGGCUGUGGUGACAUGGUGGCAGCGGGCACCGGUGCCACGAGCUGCGACUAACAGCCUGUCCCUGCCUCACCAGAUGUAUUUCAAUUCCAUCAUCUCGGACAGCACCAAACUCCUUAAGCCCAUCCUGGUCUUCGCCUUUGCCAUCGCCGCUGGCAUCUGUGGGCUGACCCAGAUCACGCAGUACCGCAGCCACCCCACCGACGUCUACGUGGGCUUCCUGAUCGGCUCUGGCAUCGCUGCCUACUUGGCUUACCACGCCGUGGGCAACUUCCGCGCCCCAACGGAGAAGGUCUCAGCGCCGGUGCCCGCCAAGGAUGCGUUGCGGGCGCUGACUCAGCGUGGCCACGACUCCGUCUACCACCAGAACAAGUCGGUGAGCACCGAUGAGCUGAACCCGCAGACGCGGCUGGAGGAGGCGGCGCGGCCGGUGCCGCGGGAGAAGAAUUCCCUGGGCAGCCUGAAGCGGGCCAGCGUGGACGUGGACCUGCUGGCCCCCCGCAGCCCCAUGGGCAAGGAGAACAUGGUGACCUUCAGCAACACCCUGCCCCGCGUCAACACCCCCUCCAUGGAUGACCCUGCACGGCGCCACAUGACCAUCCACGUCCCCGUGGACGCCUCCCGCUCCAAGCAGCUCAUCACCGAGUGGAAGCAGAAAUCCCUGGAGGGACGGAGCAUGACCCUGGCGGAGGAGACAGCGCACGGCCAGGGCGCCGGGGAUGCCAGCGAGGACGUCCCUCCCUCCCUCUACCCCACAGUGCAAGCGCGCUCGGCCGAGCGGGCAGCGAUGGGACCCCGCGUCCUCAUCCAGCCCCGGCCGGGGGCCUCGCAGCUGGUGCACAUCCCCGAGGAGAGCCAGGCGGGUGCCAGCGUGCCAGCGGGCAGCGGGGCAGCCGUGAGGGCCAAGUGGGUGAUGGUGGCGGAGAAGGGUGGAGGAGUACAGCGGGUGGCCAACCCCCCGCGCCUGAUGCAGGUCAUCGCCAUGUCCAAGCAGCAGGGCAUGGUCUCCGUCACCCCUAAGCAUUCGGAGACGUCCUCGUCCUCCACCAGCUCCGAUUCCUCGCAGUACCGCUCGCCCUCCGAGCGGGACAGCUCCAGCAUCAUCACCAUCGACGCCCACGCACCUCACCACCCCGUGGUCCACCUCUCCGCCGGCAACGGGCCCUGGGAGUGGAAGUCGGGGCUGAAAGGGUCGGAGGGGUCGGACGCCUACGAGCUGGGUGACAUGGGGAAGGAUUUCCGCGGCUUCCACCCAGCCAAGAGCGCCGGCGUCUCCCCCGGCUCCUCCAUCAGCGACAUGGAGCAGGACGAGCCGCGUUACGGCAGCCUGGCUGCCAUCCCGGGGGCAGCGGGAGGGGGCGGGGAGCGGGGGGACACCCCCUCCGAGGGGCUGCUGAGCACGGCCAGCCGAGAGUCCACGCUGCGGAGGAAGCCGGCGGAGCGGGACGGGCAGGCGGACCCCGAGGUGGAUCACUACUACAAGAAGAUGCAAGCCGGUCGGAGGUUUAAGGACUGA
Molecule: messenger RNA, 2214 nt
Organism: Indicator indicator
Lineage: Eukaryota; Metazoa; Chordata; Aves; Piciformes; Indicatoridae
Gene: PLPPR3
Product: phospholipid phosphatase related 3
Exons: 7
Coding region: 1-2214 (737 amino acids)
Biological process (GO): phospholipid dephosphorylation; signal transduction; phospholipid metabolic process
Molecular function (GO): phosphatidate phosphatase activity
Source: RefSeq, a predicted model, not a curated record